UAUGCACUUUUUGUUGUUAUUUAAAUGUGUCUACGUUGAUUUUAUAAUUUUUAAUAGUUCUAAAGUCUUAACUGUUGAUUCAUAAUUUAGUCAAUUUGUUAUUCGGCACUGGUUUGACAUUACUGACGUUCUUUGACUUCCGUCCGUGGCAUCUCAUUGCCAUUUAUUGCUAGUUAAAUAAUUAAUAAUUAAUUCCGGUCCAAAUGAGUGUAAUCAGUUUUAAAGCCGCAAUGGCAAUAAGUAGAAAUGUUGUUGUGGGUUUCCAAUUGAAUUUUCCAAGAAACCACUAUGCAAAAGUCGCCAGUAGUGUUAGUAUGCUGGGCAUGAAGAAGAAAAAAAUUGGGGGCAAAGCUGGUGCAGUAAUUGAAAAAAAAGUGUUACCUGUGGAAACCGAUCCAGAAAGACUAGUGAAUUACUGUUGCGGUUCAAAUAUAUACACAACGGGAGAAGAUGUGAAACUAGGCGAAGAUAGCGAUUAUCCAGACUGGCUUUGGGAGAUUCGAACUGGCCCACCACCACCCUUAGAGGAACUGGAUCCCAAUUCCAAAGAAUACUGGCGAAGAAUAAGGAAAAUGGCCAUUAAGAGACAGAAUCAGUUGAAAAAGCUCAACAAAUUUUAGGGACAAAUCUAUAUUGAAGUAAAUGGGAUAUUUGUUAUAAAUGAAGUUUUCCCACAAAUUCUUCAAUCUUUUCAUAGCGUUAACUGUGUUCAAAGGCGAACGAUUGCGAUAAAGUAAGAGAAGCGAAGAAGAUAAA
Dendroctonus ponderosae (mountain pine beetle) is the source of this 756-nucleotide messenger RNA. It is a transcript of the gene mRpL54, whose product is annotated as 39S ribosomal protein L54, mitochondrial. Gene Ontology annotation, cellular component: mitochondrial large ribosomal subunit. The record is from RefSeq and is a predicted model, not a curated record. NCBI's taxonomy places the organism in Eukaryota, Metazoa, Arthropoda, Insecta, Coleoptera, Curculionidae. Bases 204 to 620 code for a protein of 138 amino acids. Gene Ontology annotation, molecular function: structural constituent of ribosome. The transcript is spliced from 3 exons.